UGUACCUCACAGUCCAGUUUUUCCUGCCCACGCGCCGCCGCCGCCGCCGUACAAUCAGUUGUAGCCGUUGAAGAAGAAAGAAGGAUAAUGGCGGCUAAAAUUGUACCAGUUACAACUGAACCCUACACGCUUGGAUUCAUUGGUGCUGGAAAAAUGGCUGAGAGCAUUGCCAGAGGUAUCGUCAAAUCGGGGUUAUUGCCCGCCGCCCAUAUUCGAACUGCACACCUCGGCACCGCUCGUCGUACUGCCUUCGAAUCGUUCGGCGUCAAAGUCCUCGAUAAAAACAGUCAGGUUGUCGAACAGAGCGAUGUGGUUAUAUUCUCUGUGAAACCUCAAGUUGUUAAAGAUGUGGUGCUACAGUUAAAGCCACUCCUGUCAGAGAAGCAGCUCUUGGUAUCUGUCGUUGCCGGAGUAAAGCUAAAGGAUUUGCAGGAGUGGGCGGGUCAUAAUCGGUUUAUAAGAGUAAUGCCCAACACCCCUGCUGCUGUUGGUGUGGCUGCCUCAGUUAUUAGCCUGGGGGCCGCAGCAACUAACGAAGAUGGAGAAUUAAUCUCCGAGUUAUUUGGAGCAAUCGGUAAAGUGUGGAAAGCCGAUGAGAAACUGUUUGAUGCUGUCACCGGCCUAAGUGGUAGUGGACCUGCGUAUAUAUACUUAGCAAUAGAAGCUUUAGCCGAUGGAGGUGUAGCUGCUGGUCUACCUCGAGAACUUGCUCUCGGUUUAGCUUCUCAAACUGUAUUGGGAGCAGCAACAAUGGUGGGAAAUGCGGGGAAGCAUCCAGGUCAGCUGAAAGAUGACGUGGCAUCGCCAGGCGGGACAACUAUUGCAGGGAUCCAUGAGCUGGAAAAGGCAGGUUUUCGUGGGAUUCUGAUGAAUGCAGUUGUUGCUGCUGCUAAACGAAGCAAGGAACUUUCUCAGGGUUAAGUUUGUCUUUUCCUUUCUUUCUAUGUUUGACAUUUCGAUGCUUCCAUAAGGUUUAUUUCUCCUUUUCUUUUCAUUCUUAUAUAUUUAAUAAAAUAGUUCCAUUGGCUUUUAUGACAUUGUACUGAACCAUCAUAGUAAUUUUUCCCCGAAAAUCCUCAUUUUUUUUAAAAAAAUUUAUUUAUAUU
Molecule: messenger RNA, 1106 nt
Organism: Erythranthe guttata (spotted monkey flower)
Lineage: Eukaryota; Viridiplantae; Streptophyta; Magnoliopsida; Lamiales; Phrymaceae
Gene: P5CR
Product: pyrroline-5- carboxylate (P5C) reductase
Biological process (GO): L-proline biosynthetic process
Molecular function (GO): pyrroline-5-carboxylate reductase activity
Source: RefSeq, a predicted model, not a curated record